GUGGCAGCGGAAGUGGUGCUAAAGUAGUUAGCUUCAAAACGAAAGAGUCGCGGCAGAAUCACAAACAAACCGAAAAUACUAAAAGCCGGCACCUUUCGCUUCUGUUUGGUCCCGUUUUUCGCGGAACAUCCUGAGAGCCCGUGAUGGAGGUCCCGGGGGCGGACAGCGACUGGAGGAGCCCGCAGUUCAGGCAGAAAGUUGUGGCGCAGAUUGAAGAUGCCAUGAGGAAAGCCGGGACUGCCCACUCCAAAUCCAGCACCGACAUGGAGAGCCACGUGUACAUGAAGGCCAAGUCCAGGGAGGAGUACCUUUCCCUUGUGGCUCGCCUCAUAAUUCACUUCAGAGACUUCCACAAGAAGAACAUGGGCGGGGGUCCAGAUCCUAUGAAUGCACUGAAUAACCUGGCUGGGACGUCUCUUGGCCCUCGGGGGGGUCCAGGGGCAGCUGGGAUCGGUCCCCUGCAGAUGGGACAGGGCCAUGCUCCCAACAUGGGGGGCGCUAUGGUGCAGCAGCCGCAGUUCCAACAAUUUCAACAGAACGCAAACCUGCAGUUCCAGCAACAGCUCAGAGCCCAACAACUCCAACAGCACCACCCCCAACUGCAGCACCAGCAGAACCAGGCCCAAAACCAGAUGCAGAAUCGUGUACAGCAGCAGCAGCAGCAGCAGCAGCAGAUGGUUCAGUUGCAUCUCCAGGCUCAGUCUCUUCACAUGGUCCAGCACAACCAACCCCCUCACAACCAACCCCAACACGCCCAACCCCCCCACAGCCAACCCCAGGGUGCUUUAGGAGCACCGCAUGGCCCACAGCAGGGUGCUCUGGGCCCCCCCCUGUCCCAGCCACAGAGUACCCUGGGAGCUCCUCACAGCCAACAGCAGGGGGCGCUAGGAGCACCUCUCUCCCAGCAGCAGCAGGGGGCACUAGGAGCACCUCACGGCCCCCCACAGAGCCUCGGCCCUCAGGGGAUGGGCCAGAGUCUGAACCCAAACCAACAGCAUGUCAACAUGGGACUGACGCCACAACAGCAGCAGCAACAACAGCUCAAGAUGGCUUUUCAGAACCGGGCAAGUCUUCAGCAGCAGCACCAGGCUCAGCUCAGCGUCGCUCAGGGCGCUCGUGCUGGGAUGCCUCUUCAGUCUCGGAUGCCGCGCCCCACUCUCCCUCCUCAGGGUGGUACUGUGGGACAGCAGCCCAUGGCCCAGCAGGUCUCGCAGCACGCUGUGAUGUCGUCACCUUCCCCCCUCCAGGCCCAGACCCCCCAACCCAUGCCCCCCCCUCCACAACCCUCACCGCAGCCCCCCUCCUCCCAGCCCAACUCCGUCAGCUCUGGCCCCGCCCCCUCGCCCUCUGGCGUGUUCCAGCCGAGCCCCUCCCCUCAGCCAGCGCAGAGCCCGUCCACUGCGCGCACGCCGCAGAGCUACAACGUUUCUUCACCCGGAACGCUGAACACACCAGGUAACCCCAGCUCGGUCAUGAGUCCGGGUCAGUCUCUGGAGGAUCAGCAGUACAUGGAGAAACUCAAACAGCUCUCCAAGUAUGUGGAGCCUCUGAGCCGUAUGAUCAACAAGAUCGACAAGAAUGAAGAUCGUAAAAAGGACCUCAGUAAAAUGAAGAGUCUAUUGAACAUCCUCACAGACCCCAACACCAGGUGUCCUCUGAAGACGCUGCAGAAGUGUGAAAUCGCUCUGGAGAAACUCAAGAAUGACAUGGCUGUGCCCACCCCCCCUCCCCCGGCGGUGGCAGUGAAACAGCAGUACUUGUGUCAGCCACUGUUGGACGUUGUCAUGGCGAAUCUCAGAUCUCCGGUGUUUAACCACAGUCUUUACCGCACCUUUGCCCCGCCCAUGACCGCUAUUCACGGCCCACCCAUUCUGGGCCCUCUUGUCUCUGGGAGGAAGAGGAAGCUGGAGGAGGAGGAGAGGAGCUCUGUUCCAAACCUUCUUCAGGGGGAAGUGUCUCGUCUCGAUGUCAAGUUCAGUGUAAAUCUGGACUCAUCCCUCCCCUCCAACAACGGCACGCUGCAUCUGCUUUGUCGGCUGGAUGAUAAGUCUCUGCCCAGUGUUCCUCCUCUGCAGCUCAGUGUUCCAGCAGAUUAUCCAGAACAGAGCCCCCUGUGGACCCAGGACCAGGAACUCUAUGAGUCAAACAGUUUCCUUCGGAGCGUUCACAGAAACAUGGCGUCUAAGCUCCUGCAGCUGCCAGACAGACACUCAGUGACGGAACUACUGCAGACGUGGGCCCAGAGCGUCAGACAGGCCUGUCUGUCUGCAUGAGAGAUAGACAGACACUUUGUGAGAGUGUGUGUGAGAGUGUGAGCGUGUGUGAGGCCUGUCUGUCUGCAUGAGAGAGAGCCACACAUUCAGAGUCACAUCUGCUCCAUGAGAGCCACAGCUACCCUGAGACAGACUGAGGGAUCACGCCUGCCGCCUGCUCCAGAGUCACCUGUACUCGUAACUUGGAACUCAACCUUUAACCCCACCUGUGACCUCUGACGUAUUUGGGAAACUUUCUGUCUGACUUUUGUAUACCCGAGUUUCGUUGACUCCUGGAGUCAUCUUAUUUUGAAGUACAAGUCCCUCACACUUUGUCCCAUGUCAAUAAAAAGAUUUUAUCUAAAAUUG
Periophthalmus magnuspinnatus is the source of this 2621-nucleotide messenger RNA. It is a transcript of the gene med15, whose product is annotated as mediator complex subunit 15. Gene Ontology annotation, biological process: regulation of DNA-templated transcription. Gene Ontology annotation, molecular function: transcription coregulator activity. NCBI's taxonomy places the organism in Eukaryota, Metazoa, Chordata, Actinopteri, Gobiiformes, Gobiidae. The coding region runs from base 144 to 2273 and encodes 709 amino acids. The transcript has 19 exons. The record is from RefSeq and is a predicted model, not a curated record.